UCAUAGGAACGCGGUCGUAUCGUCGCUCGGCAGCGCCGCGACGCCCUCGAGGCGAACUAGACGUAACACUCUGUGCUCGACACUACUGAGACUUUUCGACGUUUCUAACCUUGUCUUGGCGCUGUGUGCUGUUCCGUUCGUUUAUACAGUAAUAUAGUGUCGUGCGUUCUCUUUCACAUUCUUCUUUUACAAGUCAGUUUUUUUGGUUUUGUGAUUAUCAGUUCGAGGUGAAUCAUUCAAUUUUUGGACAAGAAAAAGAAAGGAAAAUCUGGUGACACGAAAAUUGCACACGUCUUAGGAACGAAAUACUCUAAAUUUACACGCUACACUCUGUUUAAUGCAGCGGCCUUCUCGAAGCGGUAAACUUUAUGAAAACUUUGGUAGUGGGCAUCGAGCCGUUGCCAAGGUCACGAGGGAGGAGCUGAGGUCAUCGCUGCACCUAUGUUGUGCGGCGAACUCCUGAACGGUGGCUUCGUGAGUGGUGGAGCGGUACCGGUGAUUCCCUACGGCCUCUUAGGAUUCUGGUUGCCCGGCUGUUUACGCGCUACCAGCCCGACCUCUCUCAACUCGUCUUAUCUGACCCUGUUGGCCGAACUUCUGGCCACGGGCCACCAGGAUCGUCGAAACGAGCCGAUGGACCUCGCGAACAGGAGCCACCAGGCUCCCACGAACGGGGCGCUCGACCUUGACCUCGACCUGCACGCCGACGACAUCGACGAGAACGUGUUUCUCGAAAACGGUCUGCUCUCUUUCGAGAAUCCCAAUUACCACUUGGACCCGGCUCGCCUGGACGAUGCUCUGAACAGCAACGAGAACGGGAGUUCCCUGUACGAUGAAUUGUACCAAGAAUUGGUCGGGAACGGCGGCAGAAGCGGCGAAGUGACUGGCGGCGGCGGCGGGGGCGGUGGCACGAGGGUUCAAGCGCGCAGAACGUAUGCCACGUUGGAUCUGGGCAGCAUGGGGGUUGACGUCACCCAAGGUCCUCUCACCCAGGACUCCGUGACAGAGGACGCGCAGGACAACACCGACAACCAUAACCUAGGGUACAGCAGCGAGGGUGUUGCGGAGUCUGCUCUGGUCGACGAUACCCUCAACGGAAAUCCUCGAUCUUCGUCGUCGUCCUCCUCGAUUCUGGCUCCCGUGCAGUCAGCAUCCGCGGACACGGUCGACGCUGCGAAUCUAACCGAUUCGAGAAAUUAUUGCGAGAAAGCGGAUAACGAAACGACAGAGAUGGGAGGCGUUCCGCACGUGGAGGGUGGAUUGAACAGCGAGCUGUACGCGGUCCCUGUGAAGCGGAGGCAGCCCAAGGAUCAAAAGAACAAUGCCAGUGUGCAGAACAAUAGCCAGGAGAAGCCCGCCGAGGUAGAUACCACCGAUUCCGAGGACAAAGAUGAGAAUCUGCCACCAGGAUGGCAGAAACACGAGGACGAGAACGGACCUUAUUACUGGCACGUGAAAAGCGGGAAUAUACAGAGAGAGCCGCCCGAAGCGCCCCCGCAUUCCAAAAGGGAGUCGCGUAGAAGCCUGAUCAAAGACAACGACAGCAUAAACAACUUCCACACGUUAAGCGGCAUGGUCAAUACCGUCACCCGCAGUAACACGAGCUCGGCCUUGGAUCAAGAGUUGGAAAACAAGAGAAAAGUGGAGCUGGCUCUCAAGCGAAGAAGCUAUCCCGCACGAGCGGACUCCGAGGGCAGGGACAAACCGAUCAGAUUCGCCGUGCGUUCCCUCGGGUGGACUGAAAUCGCGGAGGAAGAUUUGACGCCCGAGAGAAGCAGCAAGGCCGUCAACAAAUGCAUCGUGGACUUGUCCCUGGGAAGAAACGAUCUUCUGGACGUGGUUGGGCGAUGGGGCGAUGGGAAAGACUUGUUCAUGGAUCUGGACGAAGGCGCGUUGAAACUGAUAGACCCGGAGAAUCUUACCGUGCUCAACACGCAGCCGAUUCACACGGUGAGGGUGUGGGGCGUCGGCAGAGACCACUGCCGCGAAAGGGACUUUGCGUACGUGGCAAGAGACCGAUCCACUCGAAAACACAUGUGCCACGUGUUCCGUUGCGACAUCCCUGCGCGCACGAUCGCCAACACGCUUCGCGACAUUUGCAAGAAGAUCAUGAUCGAGCGGUCGCAACACCAGAAUCUCGCGAAACCGGUGGACAUCAACGGGCGAACGAGCCUUGCCACGAGACCGACCAAUCUGCCCACGGAGCAUCGACGCUUCCAUAGAAACGGACAGGCGCUAGUCACGCAAUCGUUCCCGACACCGAUGGAAGAACCGAAGAAGGUGUUGCGAGCACAAUAUCUCGGAUCCAUGCAGGUUUCUCAAGCGACUGGAAUGGAGGUUCUCAAUGACGCGAUAGAUCACAUCGUGGCUAACACGCCUAUCAAUCAAUGGCGAAACGUGAACGUCGCCGUAGCGCCCAGUAUGAUCUCCAUCCUCACACCGAACGAGGAGAAACUUAUCACCGAGUGUCGAGUUCGUUAUCUGUCGUUCCUCGGAAUUGGUCGUAACGUGAAACAAUGCGCCUUCAUAAUGCACACAGCGCAAGAUCUUUUCAUCGCACACGUUUUCAACUGCGAGCCUAGCAGCGGAGCUCUUUGCAAAACUAUUGAAGCUGCUUGCAAGUUGAGGUACCAGAAAUGCUUAGACGCACAUCCUCAAGGCUUUAGAAACGCUAGCAGCCUCAACACCCCGAGCGGAAAAGGUCUUGGCGCCACCUUGAAAUCUUUGGUCGGCUCUCUGACCGGGCGUAGAAAUAAGCAGGGUGAGUCCUGAGACGAGGCUCUCUCGCUGCAGUUGAUUCCUUCGCUCGUUCCUUCGCAGGAACUGUGGCCGCUGCCUGCUGAGCGAGAAGUGAUCAGACACAAGCAUCUACAGUCACCUCUGACCUUGAAAUACUUCAGCGGAUCGCCACCUAGUGCAUCUCUCAGGUCACUCCUUUCGCCCUCUCUGGACAACAGGCGUAUACAACUGGCCCGUUGGGAGAGCAAUCCUUAAACGUGGAACGUAGCCGCAGGUCGAGCCAACUCUAAUCUCUCAAAGAAGAAGAAGAAGAAGCAAAGAUGAAGAAGAAGAAGAAGAAAAAAAAACAGAGAAUCGUAUUCUUAACGUUAACGACUGAAUCGUGAAUUCUGCAGAGUGCUAUACUAAUUACCACAGCUAUAGUGGACUACGCUUACGUGUGUCGAUAUGAUGUUAUGUAUGUUACACGCAGUGUCAGACAAAAAGAAAAAAUAAAAAAAGAAAAGAUAAUAAAAUAUAUCGGCGGAGAGAGAAAGGAAGGUUCGUGGAAGGUUCGUGGAUCGGGGCCACGAAACUGGAGGUAGGAUUCUCAAGGUCGUCGUGUCCCUUAGGCGAACGUUCGCACGGGAUCAGAUCCUUAGAGAGAAACAAAGGCCGCGUAGAUCCGAGCGUCCAAGAUCGUGUUGUUGCGAAAGUACGUUUCGAGAACAGAAUCCUGCAACGAUUCGGGACAGAGAUAGAGCGAAUAUCUGUAUAUAUACGGAAUGGUAAUUUAUCGCGCUAAAUUUAAUAAAUUCGCUGGAUUUAAAGGAAGUCCAGAGGAGGAGUGAAAGGGGAACGAUGCGUGAACGAGUGACGGAAUGACUGAAGUAACCUUUCUAGCGUAUCCACGAGGCAUUCGAAGAUUAAAAAAGAGAGACGAAGAACAAGCUAUAGAGAGCUUAAAUGUAAUAACUCACACGUGUAUUCUCGGAUGUACAGAUUAGAGAAACGAGACGAGGAUGACCAGACCACACGAAAUAAACACGUAUAAUACACGCAUUAUAUAGAGGAGACACGUAUAGGAAUACACACGCGAUACAGGAAUACACAGGAGUACUUUACACGUGUGCAUUAUGUAUAUAUGCAUACACAAACACAGAUACGCGCGUACAGAUACACGGACACUACUUACUUACACGAGCAGGUAAUAGGAAGUUUAUUUUUUAUGGUGAAUUAUAGAAGAGUUUGCAUCUUUUUCGAAACGAAGCCGAUUAAAUGUGUUAGCGCGACCGUCCUUUAAAUCCACGGGAAGAAAGAGAUCGAGACGAAUCUAACAAGCUACGUACCGAUUUUGAGACUCGCAAUAAGAAAACAGUAUAUAUAAUAUAUAUAUACAUAUGUAUAUAUAUAAUAUGUAUAUAUAUACAUAUGUAUAUAUUAUUGUACGCACAAUCGUUGUGCAAUAACGCUAAUGCCUACACAAAACGAUUAACAAUUUCAUUCUGUUGAAACGGUGUAACGACUAAUCGUUAUCGUCAUCGUUGCAUCGUUGUCGUCGUCGUUGUAACGCGCCUCGCUGAACAAAUUAAUUAUCGCUGAACUCCAUCAUACGCCCAGAUACUGCAAUGGCGUGAAAAUUUUUAACGAUGAUAAAGUUCCGUGUUUGAAAAAAGAAUGAAGAAAGGAAGAAAGGAAGGAAGGAAGGAAGAAAGAAAGAAAAAAAUAAAUAAAUAAAUAUCCAGCAAGUUGCUAGCAGGAGGAGCUUAUUCACCGCCACGACGAUAUCCCGUUCUCCCGGAACGGUUCGAAACAUUGACGCUUUGACUCUUGCACGCGUGUGUCACGCGAUCACGGAGAGAAAUAAAUAUAUUACGUACACGUAUGUAUUAUCCGCAAACUCAUUAUUCGCACGUGCACAGCGUCGAAUGCAUCUUUUCAUUUCACGCGACGAACGUUUUCGAAGAUACCUGAACAACUUGGAACCGGCAGAGUCACGUUCCUCUGCACGUUCUUGUCGACGGGAAUGUGUAUCACGUUUUUCAUAAAGAGUUCACACAUCAACGUGUUCUGCGAAUCAUCGUAACAAUUCUCGGAAUCAUUGUUCGCGAGUACACGACCACGCAAGCACGACACCGACGAUGCUCCAAGUUUACUCGUCGUCGACGAAGUGCUCGCGAUGCCUAAUGUCAAUCAAUAGCUUAGAAAGAGAAACCCGUGAAUAAUAAUAAUUAACCCAUAUGUACGUGUAUCAUCGUGCGCCGUUUCGGUUCGUUUUCUAUCGUAUAUUAUAGCUUUAGACCAAUUUUCCAUACCAGCGCCGAAUUUUUGCAGCAAAUCGCAGCGAAUUGUACAGAAGAGAACGAAGAAGAAGAAGAAGAAGAAGGUCUACUUCGUCCGAUCCUUGAUUAUUAUUUUCGUACGAUUACCUCGCGAUUAGACACGUGACGAUGUCGCGAACCGACAUGUCUCGUCCACGAACGAUUAUAUACGCUAAAAUUUGAAGAGAACAGUGAGAACAUCGUCGUCUUAGCUUUCAUAAACGCUCGUUCGAUCGCGCUUCUCGCGUUUCACCGCGUAAACGUUCCUAAGAAAAUAGCGCUACUCUGGUUUGCCUCUACGUUUGGCGGCGAAAGAAAUAUAUCGAGACGGAGAAAAUACAGGUAACCCGACAAAUCGCAAUGUGCAACGAUCCGGAACGAACCAGAGAGAGAAAAACAAGACGAAACGGGACGAAAAGAAGCGGCAAAACCCAUCGGCCGUUUACGUAACGACAUGUGUACUGUCAGUAAGAAAGUUAGUCAACAGUAGGUCAGUGUUAAUGUCCCGGAACGAGAGAUUAUUUUAUUCGAAGGGAAAACGUUUCCGUCAGGCGGAAUAAAAAUCUCUCUCUCUCUCUCUCGUUGUCUCUCUUCUCGAAAGAGAGAGAAGGGGGAGAGAGAAAGAAAGAGAUAGAAAGAGAGAGAGAGAAAAAAAAGAGAAAGGUUCUGAUGACUCUCUUGCUCGCAGUGCAUCUUGAUCGUCCAUCGAUGACGGCCACACGUCGUGGGAGCCAUCGUCAUUGCAAAAGAUACAAAGUUGUGCGGGACCCAGAACGAAGAGAUAUUUCUAUGUAGCGUUUAAAUAAGAGGGAUGGCUGGCCGGAUAUAGGGAAGAAGGUUGAGUGCGUAGAGCAUGAAUGCGUAGAGGAUGUAAGAGGAUGUAACGCGUGCGUGAGAGUAGAAGAGUUGCUUGAUGAGGGAUUUUCAGUGUGACAAUUAUAUCUAUAUAGAUGAGGAGAUAUAUAAGAGAUAUAAGGGACAGAAUCGCGAAGAUGAUUUUCAUUCUUUGUAUAUAAGAGAAAAAAAAAAAAAAAAAAAUACACGUUACGAGGAUCACCUGCCUUUUACCUGUAAAGAAGAUGAGGAAGAAAGAAAAAGAAGAAAAAAAAAAGAAGAAGAAGAAGAAGAAGAAUGUGGAACGUUGACGAAUGUUAUUAUAAACGAGAGAUGAUUAAUUUACCGCGUUCGGGGAAACGCCUCGUCUCUUGGCUGAAUGUUAUAUAAAUAUCGGAAGAGAAACUCCUCCAAAAGGGCGACAAGUAUUAUUGCGCCGUGGCUCUUUUCGGAAAUUCCCUUUCGAUCUAUCCGCAGCUUCUGAAAAUUUCCUUUCACCCCCCUCCCUCCCCCUAUAUCUUUCUUGCGUUCCUUCCGUUAUCUCUGGUCACUCUCAAUCUCUGCGCGGAGAUUGAGAACUUUGAGAACCAUGUCACGAGAGAACAAUAAUUGAACACGGAAAUAUAAGCGCGACGAGGCCUCCCGUGCGACCCUGUAAUUUAUCGGAUCCCCCCUCUAUUUUACAAAAAAGAAAGAACCAGCAACGUUUCUUCUGCUAUUGAUAUAUCGUUGAUGACGAUUUCUUGCUUUGAUAUACAUAUAAAUAUAUAUAUAUAAAUAUAUAUAUAGUUGUUGAAUUUAUAUUAUCGUAACGUUAGAUCGAGCGAGCGAGCGAGCGAUCAAGGGUGGCACGUGACAGCCUCGAGGGCGCGACGUGUUAAGAUAUAUAAUGUGGUAUGGGUGUAAAUAUUAUUAUACAUUCUCGUAUAAAGAUGUAAUAGAAACCAAAGAGGCGAGAAAAGAAGGAUCGAGAAGAAAGUUGAGGUUAAGCGUCGUUGCACCUAUAAAAAAAAAAAAGAAGAAAAAUUGAAACAACUGACAUAUUAUUCAGGAGUACAUUCACAUACAUACAUACAUACAUACAUACAUAUAUACAUGCAUAUAUAUACAUAUACACAAGCACAUGCAUUACAUAUAAAAAGAAAACACAUAUACAUAUUCACAAACUACACUACUUUACAGCUUAAUCGUCUCCUUGAUAUAGGUGUUGACAUGUCGCCAGGAAGGAUACGAGAGUAUCGUUGAAAAUACGAGAAAAUACCACUCGAGGGUUGAAAGAGAUGAAAAAAAGGAGGUGGAGGAGGGUAAAGGAGAAGGGAAGCCACUUGUAACUGACAUAGAAUAGUGCAAACCUAACUAUAUUUACUGUGACAUGUAAUAUCCUUAAUGACAAAAAAAAAAAAAAUGCGAUCUACUUGAUAGGAGAAUUGUUCUGCACAAACACGAUGCUUCAUUGAUAAUUAUAGUGUCUCUCUCUCUCUCUCUCUCUCUUUCUCUCUCUUUCUCUAUCUCUCUAUCUUCAAAAAAUACGUACCUCUCUAUACCUUAUGGCAAUUAAAUGUAUCCAACACGAUAUUUUCGAUCGACAAUUCGUCUCGGGAAAUCGAGAACGAGCGCCUAUCGUUUCACUCGAUUCGAGCUCAUCAAAACGAAUCACGCGCAUCAUCGAACGAUCAUUGUUAAUUCUAAUUGUAAUUCACGAUCAUUAUCGUCGCCUCGAGUAUAGGGAAAUUUCACAAUCAUCGUCAUUACGCGUAAUUUAAUAAAAAUAAAUUCUAAAAAAAAAAAAAAAAUGGAAAAAGAGGAUAUCGCUAUCACCGGUUAUCAAAAAACGAAUGGAAAAAAAAACGGAGAAAAAACACGAGAAUAAGAGGAGAAGGAGAGGAAAAUAAUAUAUUCGUAUAAUAAUGCUCGCGUGACGAUCGGCUUUUGGAACCGUCGCGCGAUCGAUUAAACUGUACUGUAACGUGGACGACAAAAAAACGAUAGACUUUUUUUUCCCGUCGACGUUACGAAAAAAAAAAAUCCCAAGCGAGCGUCGUUACUCAAGAGCGUGCCAACGAGAUUCCAUUUGGAACGUUUUAGCCAACUAUUUUUCCGUUCUUUCCGUUUUUCCUUGGGAUGGAAUCUCGGUGCGCGCGCGCGCGCGUGUAUCUUGAAACGAGAACAAGUUCUAAAAGGAGUGAGGAGAGAAAGAAAGAAAAAAAAAAAAAAA
This is a messenger RNA of Apis mellifera (honey bee), 8088 nucleotides long. RefSeq names its product protein Fe65 homolog. The transcript is spliced from 16 exons. The record is from RefSeq and is a predicted model, not a curated record. Bases 442 to 2772 code for a protein of 776 amino acids. NCBI's taxonomy places the organism in Eukaryota, Metazoa, Arthropoda, Insecta, Hymenoptera, Apidae. Gene Ontology annotation, cellular component: nucleus; cytoplasm. Gene Ontology annotation, molecular function: amyloid-beta binding; transcription factor binding. Gene Ontology annotation, biological process: regulation of DNA-templated transcription.